Antechinus flavipes (yellow-footed antechinus) is the source of this 3219-nucleotide messenger RNA. Its product is annotated as C-type lectin domain family 1 member A-like. The coding region runs from base 1145 to 1957 and encodes 270 amino acids. The record is from RefSeq and is a predicted model, not a curated record. Lineage: Eukaryota; Metazoa; Chordata; Mammalia; Dasyuromorphia; Dasyuridae. The transcript is spliced from 7 exons.
CUCCCUGGGAAGUCUCUGAAAUGAAGUUUCUUCCUGCUCCAGUGCAUUCUUUGCCAAUAUAAAUUCCAAUGGCUCCUCAUUGCCUCAGGAUCAAAUAGAUAGUUCUCGGGCACCUGAAGCUUCUAGGAUCUCUGAUUUUUUUAUGCUUCACUCCCUUUCAUGAACUGUUUGUCUGGUCUGGCUGGCUAUUCCUCCCACAAACAAAACUUCAUUUCUUGAUUUCAUGUGUUUCCACUGAUUUCUCUAAUUGGGGAAUACUCUUCUUAUCUUUACCUCCUGGUACUUUCUUGGUAGUUCUUCCCUCCUCCCCUUCAGAUUCAUUCUAUUUGAUCAUCUCCAAUUUAUCCUGGAUAUAAUUUGUAUAUUGUUGUUUUCAUGUUAUUUAUUCCAUUAGACUGAAAUCUUUGAGAUUUGUCUUUUUUUUUUUUUUUUUUGUAUCUCUAGCACUUAUAGUUCCUGGCACAUAGUAAGUAUUUAAUAAAUGUUUAUUGAUUGACUUUGCUUUUCUCCAGAUAUUAUAUAUCUUGUAUGCAUAAUUUUUUGCUUGUUUUCUUCCGCAUUGUAAUGUGAGCUCCUUAAGGACAGUGAUACUGUUUUUGUCUUUACCCUGUGUCCCUGGCACCUGGCAAGAAGGAAGACCCUAAUAAAUGCAUGAUGACUGACUUACUGUCAAGGUCUCUUGAGACUUAUUUGGCUUUUUGCUUCAAAGACUCCCCGUGAAUACCAACAAUGUAGGUCCUUCCUCUCCACCCCACAGCUGUGCUAUGGCCAAUCUAUUAUGGCAAAAGAAUUACAUUUCACAAUGCUUUUACUAGCAAGAGGAAAGACUGAAAAAUAAAAACAAUCCAAGAUGGUCAGCCCCCUCACUGAGUGCUUGAUAAGGGAUGGACCAAACAGAAAAAAAAAAAAAGAUUUCCCCUCAGCUUGACUCUUUGGCAUUCCCUCUGAUUGCUCCAAGUACACAGGAGAAGGGCUGGGUCUCUCCAUUCAGGAACAGGGGUCGGUGACUUCCUCAGAAACUAAAGCCAGCAGCACAGAGGAUUAGGAAUGUUUUUCCCUUCUCAUGCAGCAUUGAUCUGCCUUAUAACACCCUGGGCAGCUGGAGAAUAAACACUGUAGCUGUUUCUCAUCUCUAAGGAUUCAGAUGCAGGCAAAGUACAACAGUACAUUGGAUAUGCUGGAUGAUGAUGGGGAGACCACCCUAAGCCUACGUUCCCAAGCCCUAACCAUCACUCCAAGACCAGAGAGCAAGAACACAGGAUACUUAGCUAUUUCUCCAUAUUGGCGUCCAGUUGCUCUAACUCUGUUGACUUUGUGUCUGUUGUUGCUAAUUGGACUGGGAGUCUUAGGGCUUGAAUUUUUUCAGAUCAAUCAACUCUCAAUCACCCAAAGGCAUAUUCUCAAUCAAAAGGAAGAAAAGCUGGGAAACUUUUCUAGACAGUUACAUUCUCUACAAGCCCAGAACAGGAAGCUCACAGAUACUCUGCAGCACCUGGCUAAAAAGCUCUGUCGAGAACUCUAUAACAAAACAGGAGAACACCGAUGUAGCCCCUGCCCAAAGAAAUGGAAAUGGCACAAGGAUAAUUGCUUCUGUUUCUCUAAGGAGAGCAAUACGUGGCAGGGCUGCGAACAUUUCUGCACUGCUGAGAAUUCCACCCUUUUGAAAAUAGAGACACAAGAUAUUCUGGAAUUUGUGAUGCCUCAGAGCUACUCUCAGUUUUUCUACUCCUAUUGGACAGGACUGACCCGCAAUGGCAGUGGCAAUCCAUGGCUGUGGUUGGAUGGAUCUCUUCAUUCCUCUGACUUGUUUGAUAUUGUCAUCGACUUCAGCAGCUUAAAGAGCUGGGACUGUGUGACAAUAUUGAAUGGAAGGGCUUUUGCAAAGGACUGUAAGGAGCUAAGGCGCUGUGCAUGUCAAAGAACAGCAGCAAUGGUGAUGCCAGAAUUGCUGGAAUAGUCUUCUGAAAGAAUGGAUGGAGAUAAAUGGACCUCCUAACCAUUUCUGCACAACCAGAAAUGAUGCAAGCCAAGCAGGAGAAGUGGCAAGAGCUCUCUGAAUCACUGGGGUUCAUUCGGAAUAGAAGAGCAGGUCUCUCUGGCCAGUAAAAAAAAAAGGGGAGGGUGAUCUUUUUCAAGGAUUCUACCAAGGAAAAUCAGACCCAUAUGCCUGGAUUUAAGUACAAACUUUUCAGUCACAGAAAAAUCCAAUUUUCAUAAUUCACCUUGCUCUAGACUCACAUCCUCUAUAACUUGGACUUGUUUAUUAUUCUCAAAACCCUAAUUUUCCCCAUUGUUGUUCAUAUCCCUCUACUACCAUUCCUACUACUUUUGAAAGGAAAAUGAGAAAUUCUUGGACAAAAGUUAUACAAGUAACAGAAGUCUCUGGGCUCCAAAGAAUAGUCCCCCCCCCCCCCGAUUCUUUUUUGGUUUGUUUGGUUUUGGUUUUGGUUAUGGUAUACCUCCUGCAAUUUAUCAUACUUGAAUGAUUUUCCUCCUUUGAGAAUCAUUUAACCCCUGAAAUACUCAAAACUCUUAAUGGAUUUCAAGAAUUUUUCUUUCACCCCAGCAAUCUCCAGGGAAGAAAGUUUAUCUGAGACCCACAGCAACCAAGGAUAUCUAUUUUAGAUCAUUAUGGGAAGGAAUAAGACUCAUUUCCUCCUUUAGUGAACUUGGGAGUCUAGAGAAAAGUAAAACUCCAGAUGUCUCUCCUUACAAAGGAUUGGUGACUUUUAAGCUCAUUUUCCCACAAGAUAAUUACCAUCAGUCUUUUCAGACUCCUCAAAGUCCAGCAGCAAGAGAAAUGUCAAGAUGAUGGGCUGUGACCCGGGAUGAAGUGUCUUCAAUGUCUUACAUAGGUCCAAAUGCUCCAUAGUGCCUGUUUCAGCUGCCUUAAUGCUGUUGGGAAGAAUUGUUCUCAUCCUUUUCUACCAGGGAAAGUCUUCAUAUUUCUCGGAUAAACAUUCUCUUAAUUCACCAACAGGUUUAAGGCCUGUUAGUUACUCUCAGCCUGGUUUAGACUGUCUACUGAGACAAUACCUACACAUGCUACAGCUUCUUGGAUGGAUCCACAGAUGAGAGUUGGGUAGCAAGUGGACACCAAAGGUAGAUGAGUAGCCCUGAAAAGGGCUCAGCUAGUUCUUACGCCGAGGUACCAGUCCUCCAUAAACCUCAUACACCCAAGUGUUUAAUGUACAUAGAAAUAAAAUAGUAUUUCCAAUA